Molecule: messenger RNA, 3954 nt
Organism: Ostrea edulis (European flat oyster)
Lineage: Eukaryota; Metazoa; Mollusca; Bivalvia; Ostreida; Ostreidae
Product: monocarboxylate transporter 14-like
Exons: 9
Coding region: 812-2911 (699 amino acids)
Biological process (GO): monocarboxylic acid transport; transmembrane transport
Molecular function (GO): monocarboxylic acid transmembrane transporter activity
Source: RefSeq, a predicted model, not a curated record
CUCUUUCCGGUAGUAAACACCAUCAGGGGCUUAAGUGCAACCGAGUUACGGAAAUAUUUUUUUAUUUUAAAUGCAUUAUAUACGGAGAAUUAUUGAUCCGACACACUGUGUUGAAUUUGUGUGUAGUAAUGAGGGAUGCUGGGAGGCGACGGAGGCACGAAGAAUGACACAUAUAGUCAUUUUCAUGUGAUGCCCACUCACGUGCACUUAAUGUAUGAAAUGGUUGACAUGUUGCAUUCAUCGGCCACUAAAAUGAUUGCGGAAAUUAAAGGCUGCGGAGGAGGCCUGGUUUCGCUUUUGUGCUGAAGUUCAAGGUCGGACAGAGAGUUAAUCUAGUUGGUGAAGAGGUGCGGAGCUAUCGGUCAAAAUAACAUGUGCGUUGGUCAACUAAUGUUUAUUGAGAGCGAUAAAAAGAGCAGAACAGAUGAUGAAGGGUGAAAGAGGGGGGUAGGAUUUCGUGCAUUUUCCUGGAUUUUCUUCAUCAAUUUCUGGAAAUUGAAACAAGUGAGACACACAACACGUGUGUAUGCUGGGAUUUAGCGUAACUUUACAAUCCAUAUCGGAGACUACACCAGUAUAUCUGUGUGUAAGACCUUUGAACGGGAGAAAUUUCCUGUAUGGAUUUUUAAAAGGCCAUUGUAUGACUAAUCAGGUGCGCAAUGCGCGCUUUUCCACUUCGAUCAGCUGAUCAACAGAAAGAGAAUUUGACCAUGCGGUUUUCUUAAAACUGCAAUCCUUUUCUGAAGGUACACACAGGGAAUGAAAGACCAGACAAGAGCCUGAGAAACUCAAUAUCUUCUAACUUUGCAAUAUGUCCAGUGAAAGGACUAAGGAGCGUCAUGAAUCGGGGGAAUCCCACGACUCCACGGACAGCGUGGGGGACUUCAUACCCUCCCCACCGGACGGAGGGUGGGGCUGGGUCAUCGUCUUCAGUUCCCUGGUGUGUAACAUCAUUGUGGAUGGUAUAGGGUACGCCUUUGGUGUUCUACUUCCUCAGUGGGUGGAGGUGUUUGGAGAAUCACAGAGCAAGGUGUCCCUAGUAGGCUCGCUUCUGGUCGGGGUCUACCUUUGUGCUGGGCCCGUGGUCAGUGGUUUGACCAACAAGUUUGGAUGUCGACUCGUGGCAUUUUCCGGAAGCUGUUUGGCGUCCGUGGGAUUCUUGCUAGCGUCUUUCAGCAGUAGUAUCAAUGUUCUCAUGAUAACGUAUGGGAUUUUGGGAGGUUUGGGAUUUGGUCUGAUUUAUUUACCGGCCAUUGUCAGUGUAGGUUUCUACUUUGAGAAGAAGCGCGCAAUCGCAACUGGAAUUGCUGUUUCCGGAUCCGGAAUAGGAACUUUCAUAUUUUCGCCGGCAAACGCUGCUUUAUUGGAAUCUUAUGACUGGAAAUAUAUGUUAAUGAUUCAUGCCGGUAUAAUUCUAAAUGGAUGUGUUUGCGCAAUGCUGAUGCGGCCUUUAGAACCACCAAAAAGAAAAAAGAAGAAAAAGGUCAGAGAAAAGACGAUGAUUGAUCGUGUUAAGGAAAAAGCAAUUGCAAGUCGUAAACACGUGGGCGAAUCAGAGUCCAGUGUUCAGGUUGUAGAGAGUUUUGCCAGAUUGCAAGAAGCCAAACGAAGGCGUGAAGAAAGACUCAAAGACGAUGAGUCUGAUGUGACCUCCAUGCCCAGUGCUUAUUUUGUGAAAACCCGCGACAGUGACAGGUACAAGCACUCUUUUUCAGAGGCAGGUGAAAGCUAUUGUGGCAGUCCUGUAUCUGAUAUUCCAAAGAUAACAUUUACUGGCACUGAAAACAAUGACCCGUCAUCACCCGAAUCCCCGCGUUCUGAAAGGUCAGACGAUAAAAGGGAAUCCAAAGAAACGAUACAAGAGAGACCCAACGAGGAAGAAGCGGCCAACAAAAAUGAUGGAAACAUCCUUAAUGGUGUUUACAGUCACGAGGUGGAGCCACUUAUUGAAAAUGGCUACGCUAAAGUGGUUGUCCCGAGCCAAGCGAGGGAUUAUUCCUCAGCGGCCAGGCUUCGUAUCGGAUCCCAACAUAACAUAGAGAAGAAGGACUAUGCUAGACCGCUCUACAGGCAAGACAUUUUUUACAGUGGAAGUGUGAAUAGAAUUCCGGCGUACACGUCACAGCCGGACAUGCGCAGUUACAUUACAAGUAUUACAACAAUUCCUGGAGAACUUGAAAUUCCUCCCACAUCCAUUUGGGACAGUUGUACCUGUCUGCCCAAAUCCAUUGUAGACACAUUAAGAGACAUGUUAGAUUUUUCAUUAUUAAAAAACUCGUCUUUUGUGUUGAUUUGUGUGGGAAACUUAUUCGCAAUGGUUGGAUUUUACGUUCCUUUCGCCUAUUUAGUAGAUCAUGCUUUGGAGCAAAAUGUAUCGAAAACUGACGCCGCAUUCCUCUUAUCUGUGAUUGGUAUCACCAAUACCAUUGGUCGAAUUCUGGCCGGAGUGAUAGCUGACGUCACUAAGGUCGACGCUUUGGUGAUUAACAACGUAGCGUUGGUUCUGAGCGCUUUACUCCUUUUCAUCGAACCCUUCUGUACAACGUACCCCCUGCUUGUUUUGUUCGCUGCCUUGUAUGGAUUAUGUGUCUCCGCGUAUAUAUCUUUGACCUCCAUCAUCAUCUGUGACAUCAUUGGUCUGGAGAAACUGACCAAUGCAUUCGGUCUGCUGACUUUGGCCAGGGGGACGUCUUCUAUUUACGGACCACCAAUAGCUGGCGCAGUUCGUGUUGCUACAGAGAGUUACGACUAUUCCUUUUACCUGGGAGGGCUAAUGUUCGCGAUUGGCGCUGCCUUUCAUCUUGUGCUACAUUUACCCUGUUUCAAACGGACGGGAUUGGAGGAUCUGACCGAGGCUGACCUAAUUGUGAGAGAAAUAGAACAGCCUAAGGAUCAACCCGUUGCUGUUUAAGUGACCUAACUGUAACAGAAAAAACUACACAGGCUGUCGUCCCUGUAUUGACGAAAUCAAAACAUAAAAAAGAACGAUUUCGUGCUGAAAUUAUUUUAUAUACGAGUAUAUUAAAUGCAGGGUCUGGUGUGAAUUUGAUAUAAUUAUGCUUGUUGUGUUAUUAUUGUUUGAAGAAUGUAUUUUUAUUAUAUAAUUCCGAAUUCCAAUAUUUUACAUGUACAUGUAACAUCUAAUAUUAAGGAUUCUACCUUUGCUUUUACUCACUUCUUAGUACUUGGUUUUAAAGUGUUUUAUUUACUUGUAGUCAUGGUUUCAUGUAUUUUCAUAGCCCGGCAUGAUAUUACAUUAACCAUCAUAAAUUUCAUGAAUCACGGAAGUGGUUGCAGGUGUUUUAUCAAACAAAAUUGCAUGUUUUUGUGUAUUACUAAUAUUUUUUAAAGAUAUAUUCUUUUUUUUUUUUUAAGAGCAGAGUGAUCAUUGGCUACAAUAUAUGGACGUUUAUGUAUUUUAGUUCAUUUGUGGACUCAUUAAUCCAAUACAUCUUUGGUUAACAUACACAGGGGCUAUCAUGUUUAUGAAUGUUUUAAUUUCAUUAUGGUAAAACUAUUUUAAAGCACGUGUAUAAAACAGUCUUGUUUUUGGUUUUGUAUUUACCAGUGUAAUGUUACAUGGAAGUUUAUACUCACUCUUUGUCUCCAUUUCUCAUUUCUCUCAUGACAAUUCUUUGUAUUGUUUUUGAUUAUGUAGAGAAAUAUUAGGCAGCAGAUAUCGCCUACAGAGACGGAUUAGGCAACAGGCAUUGUCUGUCCUUUUUUCACUAUUAUUCAAUGAUUUCUUGAUAAUUUUGUCUCCGGACAAAACUAGACUAUAAUAUUGUUUCGUAGAGUGCAAAGUGAUUAUGUUAUUUUGGGAAACAUAACAUGAGACUAAAUACAUGUCAUUGUUUACGUCAUAAUAAAGGGUGAAUAGGAGUAAAAAGAUUAUACACUGAAAAUCUUAUCAGUUAUAUGUGUUAUAUAUUAAAGUUUUGUAUUUACACCCAA